CACCAUGUUUAUCUUUUGUUUUCCCUUGGUGUUUGGUCUGGUCAAUCAAAUAGAUCUCAUUCAAUGUUUCAAAUAAAAAGAAAAUUAUUUUUAGGCUUAUUAAAUAAUUCGAGGGUUGUCAGUCCUAGCUGGGUCUAUGUAAGUGUUCUCCUUUUCUGAGUAUUUUUUUGUUAUAAAAUAAUAAAAAUUUGGAAUCAAACAAAACAGAGCAAGUAGCUUUUGUAAUUAUUGUACUUUGAACUCUGUGAUCAAAACAUUCGAUCCAAAAAGAAAUAUACUUCCACUGACUCUGGUGAUCCUUCCUACCUCAUGAUCAAAAGAUUUGAAACCUGCUAUUAUUGAUUCUUGAUCUUUAUAUGUUAUACCAACAAGAUGGAUACUACACAGAUGAAAUCUCAAACUACUUCAAGGAGUUUCACAAGAGCUUUGGCACUAGCCUUCAACGAGUGGCUGCUGAUGGUCAUGCUCUUUGCUAACUCCAUAUUCACCUACGUGAUCACGAAGUUUGCAGAUUACUCCGACCUCCAGUCUCCAUGUCUUAUAUGCUCAAGGCUUGAUCAUAUCCUUGGGAAGAAAAAAGAUUUGAAGACAUCUCAUUGGGACAUGUUUUGCUCUAAACACAGAUCAGAAAUCUCGUCGUUGGUUUACUGUCAAUCUCAUGGCAAGCUUGUAGAUGUCCGUGGAAUGUGUGAAGCUUGCCUUCUCUCCUUUGAUAAGACCAAUAAGUCCAAUGCUGAAAGUUACAAAUUAUUGGUUGGGAAGUUGGAUGACCAACCAAGCAAAAGUCCAAGACACUGCACAUGUUGUAAUCAGCUGUGGACACCACAAACUGAUUCUACUGGUGAGGGGUUGGCUAAACCGGAAAAACUAACCAAGAUUGGUUUGGUUGGUGAUUUAAGAACCGGGAAAGAAUCUACUGCAUCCAAGAAAAGUGUCAGGUUUAAUGAUUUGCCUCAUGUUGGGUACACUGAGCUAAAGAUUCAUUCAGAUACAGAACAAGAAGAUGUAUUUUCAGAAGAUGAAGGUGUUGCGGUUAAAGAAGAGGAUCAUAGGAUUCAAAAUGUGGACCUGGAGAUAUUUGAGAAGGUGUUGAAGGAGGAAGAAAUCAUUUCAUUAGAUGGUAUUUUUGUAACAUCAAGAGCCAUGGAACAUUCUGCACAUGUCUUGAAAGAGAAGGAAGAUUUGAUUCACUUCCAAGAUGCCUUAAUGGAGGUGAGUGAGAUUAGUCCAAUCAAUGAUGUGUUUGGAACAUCAGAGAAGGUGUUAAAGGAAGAAGAGAUCACAUCAUUAGAUCAUCUUCUCUUAACAUCACAAGGCAUAGAGGAUUCUUCAGCUGUUAUGCAGGAGAAAGAAGAUUUGAUUCACCUCGAAGAUAUUUCUUUAACAUUUGAUUUUAAGGAACAUCUUAAAAAGGCCUUAGUAGAGGAGACAGAGCUUACAGGUACUUCAACAUCAGUUGCAACUGAAUCUCCUGAAGAUCUCUUAGUGGAGGAGACAGUUUUAAAGGAGGAGGAAGAAGAGCUGGUUCACCUUCAAGAAACUUCUUUAGGUGAAGAUUCUAAGGAAAGUCUUGCAGAUGCCUUGACUGAGGAGACUGAGCUUGUGUGCCUCAAUGAUGUUACUACUUCAACAUCAGUUGCGGCUGAAACUUCUGAAGAUGUCUUAGUGGGAGAGGCUAUUCUAAAGAAGGAGGAAGAAGAGCUGCUUCACCUCCAAGAUACUUCUUUAACACCAGAUUCUACGGAAAGUCCUGCAGAUGCCUUGACUGAGAAGACUGAGCUUGUCUGCCUCAAUGAUGUCACUACUUCAACAUCAUCAGAUGCUGCUGAAACUCCUGAACAUCUCUCAAAGGAAACUGAACUUCUUCCCCUCCAUGAAACAUCUCCAGAAGAGGUUCCUGAAUCAUUCACUACAACUGAAACCCAUGUUGAUACAUCAAAGGAGAAGGACACAAACCAAGCUGAUAUGACCUCUCUGGAAUCUGAAUAUGUAGUUGUAUCACCUUCAAAAUCUACAAACUCCAUGCCUGAAUAUUCAAAUGAAAACUGUGUAUCAAACAACAAGGAAGAAACAUCUCUUACAUUGUCUGAGAUGGUUUCUCACACAGAAGCUGCUCUUGACUCAGAAUCCUCUUCUUUCAACUCAAUGUCAGUAGCAGCAGAAACAAACCUUGACUCAGGUGAGUGGACUCAAGGAGGUGGUGAGUUGCUGGAUCUUGCUGAUGCAUACAAAAACAUCAUUGUACACAACGAGAGUAAUAGAGAAGCACAUAUAGAGCAAUGGAUGAGUAAAGACACUUCUAGAGUUAGCCAAGACCUUAAAGCACUACUCACUCAAAUCUCAGCUUCUCGUAUAAGCCCCAGGAUAUCUAUUGUUGAUCAGGAGACAAAGAACCUAGACUAUGAAGAUAUGCAGUUGCUGAUUCAAAAGAGAAUGCUGGAGAGGAACGAGAGCACCUUAUCAUUAGAAGGUGUUUCCGUGAGCGAGAUAGAAGGAGAAAGCGAGGUUGAGAGGUUGAAAAGACAGGUUGAUCACGACAGGAAGUUUCUCACCGGUUUGUACAAAGAGCUGGAGGAAGAGAGAAGCGCUUCAGCUGUUGCUACGAACCAAGCGAUGGCUAUGAUCACGAGGCUGCAGGAAGAGAAGGCUACGUUUCAGAUGGAGGCUUUGCAGAACCUUAGGAUGAUGGAAGAGCAAGCUGAGUACGAUCUGGAGGCGAUACAGAAACUUAACGAGUUGCUUGUUGAGAGAGAGAAGGUUAUUCAAGAUUUAGAAGCUGAGAUUGAUUACUUCAGGGGUCUGGAGAAUAAGAAGAUACAGAACUGUUUAACUGGUUUUGAUGAAGAGAGAUUAUAUAUCACUAGUUGUUUGGAGAGGAUUGAGAACAUGGUGCAAGAAGAUGUGAAUGGUGAGGCUCUUGUUGAUAACUUAGUAACACAAGAAUCUGUUACUGAGCUACGUGAGAGAGUAGAGAAGCUUAAGGGAUGCUUUGAUCUUUUGGAGCAUGUUGUGAACUCUCUAGGGUAUGGGAGUGAAGGUAUACAGUUUGUUGAGGAAAUAGCUUCUCAUUUGCAAACCCUCAGAAUGAAAAGACAUAAGCAUACAGAGAGUUGAUUGCCGCUUCUACCUGUAAACAAUAUUCACAAAGAUAACUUUGUGGAGAAGAUAUUGUAAAGCAAUCUUAAAGAAAGCAACAGUGGUGUAAAAUCUUAAGGAAUUUGUACAGCACAUUCUUCGUGGCCUUUCCUAAUUUCGUAUAGAAUAAUAAUAAUCUCAGUACUCUACAGUUUCCAGGAACGAUUCAUAUAUUUGGGUCUGGUGUGCAUAAUCACUUUGUAAGUUUUCACUUUCUUUGGGGUUUGUUUUGUAAUUUUAUAUUUGUUUUCUUACAUUGAUACAAAUAUGGUGAAAAAGCCUAAAGCAUUUGUUAAACUGA
Molecule: messenger RNA, 3436 nt
Organism: Brassica napus (rape)
Lineage: Eukaryota; Viridiplantae; Streptophyta; Magnoliopsida; Brassicales; Brassicaceae
Product: myosin-binding protein 1
Exons: 4
Coding region: 373-3114 (913 amino acids)
Molecular function (GO): myosin binding
Source: RefSeq, a predicted model, not a curated record